Blastocystis hominis is the source of this 1377-nucleotide messenger RNA. RefSeq lists its product as hypothetical. The transcript is spliced from 6 exons. Gene Ontology annotation, molecular function: ubiquitin-ubiquitin ligase activity; peptidyl-prolyl cis-trans isomerase activity. The record is from RefSeq and is a predicted model, not a curated record. Gene Ontology annotation, cellular component: catalytic step 2 spliceosome. Lineage: Eukaryota; Bigyra; Opalinata; Blastocystidae. Gene Ontology annotation, biological process: protein polyubiquitination; protein peptidyl-prolyl isomerization; protein folding. The coding region runs from base 1 to 1377 and encodes 458 amino acids.
AUGGGCAAAAAGCAGCACUCUAAAGAUCGUUUGUUUAUCACUCAGUCAGAGUGGAAGAAGGAGUUUGGAGGCAAAAAGGACCAUGAGGUAUAUGAAAAGCAGAUUCUUCCGUUCAACUGCUGUUGUCUAUCCUUCCAACCAGUGGUCGAUGGUGUAAUCACCAAGGAAGGAUUUCUCUUUGAGAAGAAGAAUAUUUACAAGUAUUUGAAGGAGUAUCAUGUCAACCCUUGCACUGGAAAGAAGAUGACGAUAAAAGACCUAUUCCCUGUUCAUUUCUACAAAAACUCGGACAACGAGUACCACUGUCCUGUCACAUAUAAAGUAUUCACCUUAAAUUCAAAAAUUGCGGUUAUUCGAACGUCUGGGAAUGUGUAUCUCUACGACUGUAUCAAAGAACUCAAUAUUGAUCAGAAUUGCUGGGAGGACUUGAUCACCAGUGAGCCCUUCACGAAAGAUGACAUCAUCAUUCUUCAAGACCCUUCCAAGCCGGACCAUCGUCAAGUUUCCCAGUUUUUCCACAUCAAGCAGGAAGACGAGCUGAAGAAGAAGCGAAAGAACACGAGCGUCUCCCUCAAUCCGAGCAUGCAGCGCCUCAUCGACGAGAUUCGCGCCAAAUCCGAGAAAGAAAAGAAAGAAGAGCUCCGAAAGAAAUCCGAGUUCGAAGCAGCGCGUCCUCGCUCUCUCCAGACCUCCAACGCGUACUCCUCCUCCCUCACUUCCUCCGCGAUCACCAUGGAGAGCAAAUACGACUUCGCCACCGACGAGGAGAUCGAGCGUCGUCGCUACGACCUCGUCCGCAGUCUCAAAAAGAAGGGCUACGUCCAGCUCGUGACCAGUCUCGGCACGCUCAACCUCGAAAUCCACUGCGACCUGGUUCCGCGCACCGCCGAGAACUUCCUCGGGCUGUGUACCGCGGGGAAGUACGACAACACGCCGUUCCACCGGCUGAUUCCGCGCUUCAUGGUGCAGGGCGGCGAUCCGACAGGGACCGGCACGGGGGGAGAGAGUCUGUGGAAGCGUCCCUUCGCGGACGAGUUCCAUCCCAGUCUGACGCACAGCGGGGAGGGCGUGGUGAGCAUGGCCAACAGCGGACCGAAUUCGAAUGGAAGCCAGUUCUUCAUCACCUUCGACGCCGCUCCGCAUCUGGACCGCAAACACUCCGUUUUCGGACGCGUGGUCGGCGGACUGGCCGUGCUGCGCGAAAUGGAGAAACUGCGAACCGACGCGUCGGAUCGACCCACGAAACCGCUGACUCUGGUGAAGACGAUCGUGCUCGCCAACCCCUUCGAUUUGGCCGACCAGAUCAUGAAGCGCGAUUUGGAGAUCGAGAAGGCGCGGGAAAAGGCGGUAGGAUCGCGGGGAGGGAGCGAGGUGUAG